AUGAAAAAAUAUUGUGAAGAAUUUAUUGGAUUAAUGAAAGGAUGUAAUAAAAGAACACAAAGAGAAAUUACAGCAUAUACUAUGUAUAUGAAAGGAAUGGUAGCAUUUGAAGAUCACCAAUAUGAAGACGCAUUAAAGUAUUAUUUUAAAAGUAUUACUAUCAUUGGGUACAUUGAUGAAGAGAUGAGUGAAGAAAGUAAAAUUAUCUUUAGAGAUAUUGUAGAUGAUGCCAAUGCUAAAAUCAGAGUAUGCAAAGAUGAAGGUAAAGAAAUUAAAGAAGAAGAAGAACUUAAAGAAAUUGAAAAGUGGAAAGUUGUUGAUGGAGAAGCUCAACUUUUCUCUAUUCCUGAUGACCUUAUGAGAGAUGUUAUGAAAAGUUAUAGAGAUAGUAAAAACAAAGGAAUUGUAGAAAGAAUGAAUAUUAUUCAGAAAGCAGUAAGUCAUUGUAACAAAAUGAUUUCCAAUAAAAAAAUUGCUAAUAGAAUGAUGUAUAAAGAGUUAUUAGAUUAUGCCAGAGAAGAGAAGUAUAAGUUAAUUGUUGCAGAAAUUAUUGAAAACAUUAAUGAAAUAGAAAAACAUUUAGGUCAAUUUUCUCUUGGAAAUGAACAUAUUGAUUCAAAUGGAAAAUUAGAUAUUGUUAUGACAGAAUAUUCUAAAUUAAUUUAUAUGGAAAAGAAAAAACCAAAUCCUAAAAAUUGGCAAAUAUCAAGUUGGCAAUGCUAUAAGAAUUAUUAUCAUUGUCUUUCAUUAUUUAACCAAAACAAAUUAAAAGAAAGUUACACUCAACUAAGAGAACUUAUAGAUACUAUUGAUGAAUUAAUUCCUUCAGUUGAAGCUUCAGAAAGAAAAAGAUUAGAAGUUACUUUAAAUUGUACUCAUGCAUUAGUUGUUGAAAUAUUAAAGAAUUUAUGGAAAGAAAAAACAGGAGAUAAAGCUUUAAUGAUUGAUGCUUGUUCACAAUAUUUAGAAUAUCCUUCUUUAGAAAAGAAAGGAUGGUUCUCGUGGUGGUAA
This is a messenger RNA of Entamoeba dispar SAW760, 1011 nucleotides long. RefSeq lists its product as uncharacterized. Bases 1 to 1011 code for a protein of 336 amino acids. The record is from RefSeq and is a predicted model, not a curated record. Lineage: Eukaryota; Evosea; Mastigamoebida; Endamoebidae. Gene Ontology annotation, molecular function: signal recognition particle binding; 7S RNA binding; endoplasmic reticulum signal sequence receptor activity. Gene Ontology annotation, biological process: SRP-dependent cotranslational protein targeting to membrane. The transcript has a single exon. Gene Ontology annotation, cellular component: signal recognition particle, endoplasmic reticulum targeting.